AUGUCUACUUGUGAUAUCGACCCUGCCUUGGUUGAAAAGAUUAAGCAGUUCCGUUUUGCAAAGUACUCGAGCGGCAAUGCAGCAUUCGUUUUGCAAAUCGAUCGCAAAGAGCUCCAGAUUGUGGAAGAUGAGGUGUACGAUAAUAUCUCUAUAGAAGACUUGGUCGAAGAGCUUCCCGAAAAUAGCCCACGCUUUAUCAUUCUCAGUUACGAGUUACAACAUACCGAUGGUCGAAAGAACUUUCCACUUGUCUUCAUUUACUGGUCACCCUCCACGGCCAAGACCGAGAUUAGCAUGCUGUAUGCUUCUGCCAAGACUUUUCUCCAAGAUGCCAUUGACGUCCACCGGGGUAUUGAUAUUCGAGAACCUGAAUCGCUUACGGCCGAGUAUCUCGAUAGCCAGCUAAAGCACGUGUAA
This is a messenger RNA of Lichtheimia ornata, 417 nucleotides long. RefSeq lists its product as uncharacterized. Gene Ontology annotation, biological process: negative regulation of Arp2/3 complex-mediated actin nucleation; actin filament debranching. The transcript is spliced from 7 exons. The coding region runs from base 1 to 417 and encodes 138 amino acids. Gene Ontology annotation, molecular function: actin binding; Arp2/3 complex binding. NCBI's taxonomy places the organism in Eukaryota, Fungi, Mucoromycota, Mucoromycetes, Mucorales, Lichtheimiaceae. The record is from RefSeq and is a predicted model, not a curated record. Gene Ontology annotation, cellular component: actin cortical patch.